This is a messenger RNA of Truncatella angustata, 1552 nucleotides long. RefSeq names its product kinase-like domain-containing protein. Lineage: Eukaryota; Fungi; Ascomycota; Sordariomycetes; Amphisphaeriales; Sporocadaceae. Bases 178 to 1311 code for a protein of 377 amino acids. Gene Ontology annotation, biological process: protein phosphorylation; intracellular signal transduction. Gene Ontology annotation, cellular component: nucleus; cytoplasm. The transcript is spliced from 2 exons. Gene Ontology annotation, molecular function: protein serine/threonine kinase activity; ATP binding. The record is from RefSeq and is a predicted model, not a curated record.
GCGGCCAUCUAAAAAAAAAAAAAAGGUCCCCUACCCCAAGCAACAUAAGCUCAGAUCUCGAGGUCCAUCAUUCUUUCAGGUUGACAUCAAUCUUUUUUUCUUAUAGACACUUCUUCCGUUGCUUGUGUAUUUUUACCACACCUAGACAACGAAACGUAGACGACUUCGGCUCAUAAUAUGCAACUACGAAUUGCCUCUUCGACUAUUGGGCGCUCACUAUCAUCAAUUUCGGCAACGAAGAACAUCGCACAGCGGCCAUGCCUUCCUCGCCUUGAUGGCGCCUUGAAGAAGGCUGCUGCCGGCCAGUCUCAGGGCUUCGCCACAGCAGUCUCGAUGCCAACUCACUACGGCCAGACGACCGCCAACACCAGCUUCGUAGGAAACAGCUUGCAAGGCCGAUCGGGUCGAGACUAUGUAAUCCAGCAGGUCCUGCAAGACCGACAGAACCGAAUGGUCUACUUGGCCGAAUCCGAGAACAAGAGAUAUGUGCUCAAGAACCUCGACGCACCCGAGUACAACUAUGCUCUGUCCCUUCAGCCGAAGCUUGCUGACAGCCCAUACCUGAGGGCUGUUACCGACACCAUCCCCGGCCAGAAGAUGUUCGUCAACGAGUAUCUCACCGAUCACUUGAUGAACUUUGCCUGGAAGCCUAUGCCGUUGCUCACUCAGAAGCGCAUUCUCAGGGAUGCGCUUCGGGGACUGGCCACCAUGCACGCCAACAACAUUGCACACUUGGACAUCAAGGCAAACAACAUUAUGGUCGACUAUCAUGAGACCGACAAGGGCGUUGUUGUCGACAGAGUCCAGCUGUCUGAUUUGGAGGAUGCUACACACAUACCACCUGCACAGGCGCUGCGCGGUCUCCAGGUGGGCAACCACUGGUGGCGAUCACCCGAGGCUCACGUCAAGGGGGCCAUCAACAAGCCCACCGACAUCUUCUCAUUCGCCAUUGUGUCAAUCUUUCUUUUGUUGAGACGUGUUAUUUUCUGGAUGGAUCUCCCUCAAUCCACCGAUCUCAGCUUCGCCAUUCUGGAGAAGCAGAUUUCUCACUUUGCUGAGUGGGAAGACUUCGACGAUUUCCUCAACUACUUGGGUCGUGGACAUCCUUGGCACCAGAAGUUCACAAAGAUGGCUGGCUCUUUUGGCGAGUCCAACCCGCGCCGACCAUUUACUAUGUGGAAGAGCGACAUGUUGGACGCAGAUUUCAAGGAUCUCAUUCGCCAAAUGACAAACUUCGACCCUAGAAAGCGCAUCACUGCGCAGCAAGCUCUAGAGCACCCUUGGUUCAAGGACGUGCCUGAAUUCUCAUAAACGGAUAGAUACACGACAAACAAAAACGGCAGGCAGGGCCUGAAUGGAAGGGAAAAGAACUGCACGGAACGGAACGGAAUGGAUUGCACUUGGUUACGGACAUACACAUAGAGAUGAUACCCCCGCAAGGAAUACGCGGAAGGGCAGAAAGCCCUCGGACGAGAAAGACCAGACAUACAUCUGAUAUAGACUAGACUAAUAAUAAUCGACGGAGAGCUCUCGAAGCCCGUCACAACCACAA